Molecule: messenger RNA, 1209 nt
Organism: Apis laboriosa (Himalayan honeybee)
Lineage: Eukaryota; Metazoa; Arthropoda; Insecta; Hymenoptera; Apidae
Product: metallophosphoesterase MPPED2
Exons: 6
Coding region: 51-1019 (322 amino acids)
Molecular function (GO): hydrolase activity
Source: RefSeq, a predicted model, not a curated record
GCGAAAGCAAGCAAAAUAUGUAAUGCACAUAUAUAAAUCUAUAAUCUUCGAUGCAUAGAGUUUUCUUUGUUGAUCAAGUUAUUAAUAUUGUUUUUUUGAAAGAUACAAUGAAGUUAAUCAUGAUGAUAGAGAUUCAUCCAUUGACAAACAAUCCUACAGCAGCUUGGCAUGAAUUAUCACAACAGCAAAAAGUUAUUAAAAUAAAUACUAAACUUCCAACAACUGAUGCACCAAAUGAUAAGCUUCGUAUUGUUUGUAUGAGCGAUACUCAUUCAUUAACGCCAUUUAUAAAAUUUGAUAUACCCAUGGGAGAUAUCUUUAUACAUGCUGGAGAUUUUACAAAAUGUGGUAGUUUACAAGAAGUUAUAGACUUUAAUGAUUGGAUUGGUAAUUUACCACACAGAAAUAAAAUUGUUAUAGCUGGUAAUCACGAACUUAGCUUUGAUCCUACAUUUACUCAUCCUUUUUCUUUACAAACCAGUGGUAAUCGUCAAAAACAUACAGGGACCAGUAUUCUUGAUGACAUACCUACAUUAGGGAUGUCCAAAGAUACUCUUGCAGAAGCGAUACAGACUACUAAUAUUAAAGAUUAUUUGACAAAUUGUAUUUACUUAGAAGAUUCAGAAAUUGUAAUACACGGAAUAAAGAUAUAUGGCACUCCAUGGCAACCAGAAUUUUGUAAAUGGGCAUUUAAUGUACCUCGUGGAGAAGCAUGUCUUUCAAAAUGGGAAAUGAUACCAUCAGAUACAGAUAUUCUUGUAACACAUACGCCACCUGUAGGGCAUGGAGAUUUGUGUUGUAGCGGUGUAAGAGCUGGAUGCGUCGAGUUACUUUCUACAGUUCAAAAUCGAGUUAAACCAAAAUACCAUGUUUUUGGUCAUAUACAUGAAGGAUAUGGCAUCUCAACCGAUGGAAAAAUAAUAUAUGUAAAUGCAUCAACAUGCGAUUUAAAUUAUUUACCAAGUAAUCCACCGGUAGUCUUCGAUAUAACAUUACCAUCUGGUCAUUAUAAAUCAUAAAAAAGAUUAAAUAUAGUAAUAAAUUUCAUUACAUUUCUUACAUACAAACAUAUUAAUCAAGUACAUAUAAGAAAACAUUAAUUUAUUUAUGUAUAUAUUUUUAUGAAUUUUGUUACAUAUUACAUAUCUUUUAUAUUUAAUAUUAUCCAUCUAUUCUAGAAAAUUGCAGAUCACAUAUAAAAAAAUUAUA